CUUUAAAUUACGCUUUUUCUUUUCUAAUUUUUAUUUUUCUAAAUGUCCGAUUCUAUGAUAGGACUAGAUAUGGAGACAGGAUUAGUUGGAAGUUGACCGAUUUCGAGUUAAAAGUGAAAAUCAUUUUCUUAAAAUAGAACGGUCGCCAUAUUUUAUUAUUUUCGAUCCAAAAAGUGUGAGGUGUAAACACUUUAAAAGAUUUUGUCCUGGAGACGAUCGGUUAAAGCCCUUACACUUAUCCCUUUAAAAAUUGGCUUGUGUUUUAUGAUGUAAUGAAAUUCGUAGUGUUUUCAUGAAGGUGUUGUGAAUAUUGAAGAUCUAAUAAAAUGGGAGAUGCUGCUGAUAUUACUUUUGAAAAAGCUGAAUCUGGGGCAUCCUUGACCUACCCAAAACAGUGUUCAGCUCUGCGUAAAAAUGAGUAUUGUCUUAUUAAAAAGAGACCAGUUAAAAUUGUGGAGAUGACAACUUCCAAAACUGGUAAACACGGUCAUGCUAAGGUACAUCUAACUGGUAUAGAUAUUUUUAAUGGAAAGAAAUAUGAAGAUAUUUGUCCAUCAACUCAUAAUAUUGACGUACCACAUGUCAAACGUUUAGAUUAUCAGUUGGCUGAUAUUCAAGAUGAUGAUUAUGUAUCCCUGAUGGACGAUAGUGGAGUGACUCGAGAUGACCUGAAACUACCAGAUGGUGAUUUAGGUGAAAAUAUAAGAAAAGCUUUCGAUAACGGUGAUUCCCUUGUUGUCAGUGUUAUAUCUGCCAUGGGAGAAGAAAACAUCCAUGCUUUUAAGAAAAUGGUAGAUUAAAUAACGAGUUAAAGCCAUGCAAUCUUUUAUAAUUAUAUUAUAUGAUAAAUGAUUGGGUUGGAUAAUUUGAGGAGAGAAAAUGUGAAAAACUUAACUUAAACUUGGCUAUAAAUCAGGAAAUUACACGGAAAAAUGGUAGUUUUAAUUUAUCAUAAAUAUAACAAAUGAUGCAAAAAAAAUAAUUGACCAAAUUCAUUGGAAAUUCAUUAUUUUUCUAAGUUUUUUAUUUCGCAAAUUUUAAACUGUUCAAUUUGCAAUAAUUCUUGCUCUGAUGAAUUCAAAAUUUGAUACAAUACAAUACAAUUUCAAAUUAAAAGAUAAAGGAUUUAUGAAAAGUUGAAAAAAAAAAAAAAAAAUUGCGAGAAAAAAACGCAAGUGAUGAAUUUCCAAUGUAUAUUCCAAUAAUAGUGCUGUAAUAAAUUUUGGAAAUAAUAAUGUGUAUUAUUUCUUUUUAAUCAAUUUAUUUGUAUUUUGAAUUUCGAAAAAGGUGUUGAUAAAAUUAAAUCAUAUGUACAAAUUCUGUGGUAUACUUGUUCUAAAAUUUUGAAUUUGUUUCUAAAAUUAUUUUUGAUUUUAAAAGUUGAUUUUAUUUGGGUUAUGUAGUAAAAAAAGAAAUUGGCCACCUUAUAUCAAUUUAUAGACAUGUAUAAACUUCGCUUAAUUUUGGAGAUAACACAUGCUUUUUUGUAAACUAAACGCUAAAGUUAUUUAAUCAGAUUUUGAAUAUAUGCUCACUCAUUUUAGUGCUCUAUUUAUGCUAGGUAAGGGGAUGGGUCUCACUUUGUUUUCAAAAUUUCAAAAAAUUAGUCAACCCCAAGGAAAUUUAGGACAUUGCCUUACUGUUACCCCCAGCUUGGCCUUGUUAAAUAUUUGACCCACAAUUGAAAGAUAAAUUUGUUUUUGUGUUUGACUGUAUUUCUGCUGUUUUUUCGAAUUACAAUGUUUUUUUUUUCUUUUUUCAAAUACACCUAUUGUUUCUUCUGAUGCUCCUUGUGUUUUUUCGUCCCUGCCAUUUCUCAAG
Messenger RNA from Lottia gigantea (owl limpet), 1821 nucleotides. RefSeq lists its product as hypothetical. Gene Ontology annotation, molecular function: translation elongation factor activity; RNA binding; ribosome binding. The coding region runs from base 327 to 800 and encodes 157 amino acids. The transcript is spliced from 5 exons. The record is from RefSeq and is a predicted model, not a curated record. Lineage: Eukaryota; Metazoa; Mollusca; Gastropoda; Lottiidae. Gene Ontology annotation, biological process: positive regulation of translational elongation; positive regulation of translational termination.